AUGCUCGGAGAAGCCUUCCUACUUGAACUCCUAUACAAAGAACAGAAAUAUACAACAGUUUGUAAACCACUUACAUGUAAGAAGACCUCAAAUGAUGAAAAGGAAACUUGGAAAAAGCAGCUUUUAGAUAUAGAAGACAAUUCACUUUCUCCUGAUAAAAUAGAAAAUCAACAAAAGGUUGAGAAAGAAAGUUCAACAAAGCAAAUGAAUGAUACAAGUAAAAUAGAAUUUGUGGAUGAAAUAACUGUACCAAAAUACAAAAGUGCAUCCUGUCCAGGAAAUCUGUCUGUUGCGCUGCCCAUUCCAAAAAGAGAACAACGUGAUGAAAGACAACUGGAUUUAUACCAAUCUUGGUCAUGUACAAGUAUUUGCCAGAAUUAUCCUGACCUACAGAUUGGAGGAGACCAAGUGAGCAACAUGUAUGAUUCAGGCUGCAUUGUGGAACAGAUACGUGAUGAUGCUUUUAAUGGUCCCCUUUUACUUUCAGUGGAUAUACCAUUGGGCCAUUCUCCUAUCAUUAAGCCUCUAGAGAAACCACCUGCCUCAAAACUUUUGAAUAGGGAUGAAAUUCGAGAAAAAAGUAUGUUGUUUCUUAAGCAGCCCCUCUCUAAUUCUAUGCUUAAUAAGUAUAUGGAAAACAAGCUGGAUGAACUCUACAAACAAUUUUUGGAAGAAAAUCUCACCAAGUGCCUCUCUAUAACCAACCUCAUGGCUUCUAAUUUGCUAAUGAAUAAUGUAAAUCAGUUUAGUCUUCAAAUCUCUCAAGAACAGAACAUAGAGGCUUCAAAAGCCCGGGAAGCUCUCCUACAUUCUUUUUCAAGAUGUAAUCUCUAUAACAUUUCUCAUGGAAACAGUUCUGAAUUUAGCACUCCUAACCUACAAAUAUCAAACCAGAGAAGUAGGGAAUUUGUAUCAAAUGUAAUAUAA
Messenger RNA from Pipistrellus nathusii (Nathusius's pipistrelle), 927 nucleotides. The record is from the annotation of a GenBank genome assembly. NCBI's taxonomy places the organism in Eukaryota, Metazoa, Chordata, Mammalia, Chiroptera, Vespertilionidae.